GAAUCCUCUUAUUUCGUCGACUGCGAUGGAGAGACGAAUGGAAGGAAGAAAACUCAUCAAAGUAUCUUCCAUUCAAUCUAAGAUUCGCAAUAAUGACAUUGAAGGAGACUGGGUCACAAUUGGUGUAUUGAUUCAAAAACUACCCAAAACGACAGCUAAGGUAGGGCAUAGUUCAUGAGAUUUUUUGCUCGAUAGAACUAACACUCGUUGGUGGUUGGGUAGCAAUGAUUUGCAGGAUUUGGGAAUUUCAAGCUUGGAAUUCAUAAAAAAACAAAUUAAAUAACACUUCGGUAUAUAAACAAUAUAAGAUUUAUUUUAGAAUAGUAAUAAAAAAUAGUGUACAUGAAAUAGUUUGGUACUUUGUUUUAAAUGUACCAUUGAAAGUUCAUAUUCAAUUUCACCAGUUAGAUCCCGAUAGGCUUUCAAGACAGUCUUCGGGAACUAACGUCUGCUGCUUAAAAGUUUCUGGUGGGCGCUGCACCGAUGUCUUCGUCUUUGGGAGUCGAACGAUCGUCGGCGUUCAGAUGGCUGCUGUUCAUUAAAACGUUCUAAAACGUGUCGGAACGUUUUGAAGCGUGUUGGAACGUCCUACACGUUUUAAAAGUUAGUCGUUUUAAAAGUUAGUCACUCCUGCUUGUUCGACUGAAAGCAAAACUGGACGAUCUACUUCUUUGUGUACAUGCUCUUUGGCGUGGGCAUAACAACUGCUGACAAUUUUACUUUGUGCCAUUUCGUCGUGUCUUUUACCCCCAACAUCUUGUUCCUUCUUGAAUGGUUUCACUGGAGUUUUCUUUUUCUUUCUAAAGAUGUUGAACUUCGACUUGGAAACCUUGUCGUUGGAAACCUUGUCCUCUUCGGAAGGUUCGUUGGUUUCACGUGGUGGUUUAAACCUCUUGACUUUGGUUUUUCCACGUUUCCAAAACUUUAGCGAUUUGGUUGACUUCUUUGUCUUUUCCACGGCUGAUGCUAUAUAAUGUAAAUAAUAAGUUGUCAAAUCUAAGCGAAAAAUAUAUAUAUACAAUUUUCGACCCGAUCAGGAGCGACCGAGAGAAGUGCAACCAUAGGUCGUCUGGCGGAAAUAGUCUUUGGUAGUAAUAUAGGGGUUCCGAGCUGGGGUUGGUCGAAUUCCGAGGUACCGUUGGUCCGACUGCAAGCUGGUUCCUACUAUGGUUGGUCGGGCUCCGAGUCCGAGCUAUUUGGUCCAGCUGGGGUUGGCCCAGCUCCGAGCUAUAGUAUGGUUGGUCGGGCUCCGAGCCAGAGUUGGUUGGGCUCCGAGUUUGUUCCAAGCUGUGGUUGGUCGGGCUUCGAGCCGAUUCCGAGUUAUGGUUGGUUUUACUCCGAGAUGGUUCCGAGCUAGGCUCGCUCGUCUUCGAGGUUAUUCCCAGCUAAGGUUGGUCGGGCUCCCAGCUAGUGUUGGUCGGGCUCCGAGCUGGUGCCGAGCUAUGGUUGAUCUGGCUCCGAGCUGGUUCCGAGCUGGUGCCGAGCUAUGGUUGGUCGGGCUCCGAGUUGGUUUCGAGCUAUGGUUGGUCCGCCUCCGAGUUGGUUCUGAGCUAUGGUUGGUCCAGCUCCGAGCUAUGUCCGCCUUGGCUCAACGCUACAAUGGGCUAUAUAUGACUAUACUCUACCUGCUGCAUUUGUGUUCUCAACAUCGUUUGCAGCUCCAUCGUCUUCCUCCUCGAUAGAUUCGAUAGAUAAGACUUCUCUGUAGUGAAUAUCAGGAGAUUUGCUUUGAAACAUCUGGUAAACAUCAGAUGGUUUCGUCAUUGGGGGGCAGGGCAUUUGGGCUGGGUUGAUCUCACUAACCGAAGGGUUGAUCUCACUGACCGAGGGGUCGACUUUUGAGGUUGCCUUUCGACGUUUUCGUCUCAAUUUCUUUAAUUUGCUGCCUUUGGGCUUGGCAUUUUCUUCCUGGAGAUGAAAUAAUAAAAACAAACGAUGCUUUUAGUUUUCUGUACCCAAAAAUCGUCUCUUGGAAUACAGUAACCACCAGUUCGUUGACCUCGAUUCUCUUACCUGGUUCUCAGGUUCAACACUUGACUGGGCAGCACUGACUUCUUUUGCAUGGUCCUUCGAGUCGGAGGUUUCUGCGCUGACAAAUUGCCCAGUUUUGGCAAGAUGUUGUGCAACCGUUUGAGAGUUGAUUGACGAUUGAGAGCUCUUCAAUUGGUUAGCAUUUCUUUCGCUAUCUUGUCUUGCUAAGUGACGGCACUCGUAGGUUAUCUCGGUCGCUAGAAAUAAGAUGAAUAGUUGAUGUUGAAGUUGAUAUUGGUAAAGCACAAUGGUGAGUGCAUGUGCUUUUCACCUCUGAGUUCGAUUCCUGCAAUUCUUGUUAUAAUUAUAAAAUUUACCAAUUUUUCGUGUAACACCGCGACGUAUGAGGUCUUCUGUGUGAAUUGCAGUAGACUCUCCAUCGCAGCAUGACAGAUCGUCGCUAUCUUCUCCGCUUUUGGUUUCAAAUAUUAAUUCAGAAAAUUGAAGUUCCUCUUCGCUCUUCUUUCUGUCGGUUCUUUCAUUUAUGCGGCAAUCUGUAAAAGAUACAGAAAGGAAACUAUUGUAGUGUUGUUAUUGCUGUUGUUGUUGUAGUGUUGUUAUUGUUGUUGUUGUUGUUGUAGUGUUGUUAUUGCUGUUGGUGGUGGUGGUGUUGUUGGUUGUUGGUGGUGUUGUCAACAAUGACAACCAAAACAAAAACAACAACACACCACCACACAACAGCAACAACCCACCAACAACAACAACAACACCCCACCAUUAACAACAACAACAACACACCACCACCACCCCUGCCACCAACAAACAACAACACACCGCUACCACCAACAGACAGCAACAACACAUCAUUACCACCACCAACACACCACCAACAACAAUACACUACCACCAACAAACAACAACACACCGACAACACACCACUAUAUACUACCAACAAACAAUAGCAAUACACCAUCACCACCAACAACAACAACACACCACCACCCAACACACCACUACCACCAACAACAACACACCACCACAAACAACAACACACAACCACCAUCAUCAUCACCAACAAAACACCACCACCCCUACCACCAACAAAUAACAACACACCACCACCACACACUGCUACUACCAACAAACAACAACACACCAUCACCACCACCACCAACAACACACCACCACCAACACACCACCACCAACACACCACCACCAACACACCACCACUACCACCAACGAACAAGAACAACACACCAACAACAACUACACACCACCACACUACUACCACCAACAAACAACAACAACACACAACAACAACAACUACACACCACCAACAAACAACAACAACAACACACCAGCAACAACAACUACACACCACUACCAUACCACUACCAACAUACCCCCAACAAACAACAACAACAUACCCCCACUACCAACAACAACACACAAGUACCACCACACCAACGACACCACCAACACACAACUACCACCAACAACAACAAACAACAACAGCACACCAUCACCACCAACAACAACAACACAUAACCACCACCACAACUAACAAACAAUAACAACACACCAUCACCACCACUACCACCACCAACAACAACAACAACAAACAACAACACACCACCAUCAACAACAACACACAACUACCAAUAACAAACAACAAACAACACACCAACAACAACAACAACAACAACAACAACAACAACAACAACAACAACAGUACACCAUCACAACCAACAAACAAUAACACCACCACCAACAACAACAGAUCACCACCAACAACAACAGAUCACCACCACGGUACCAACAACAACACAUCACUAACAACAAACAAUAACAAGUGACAACACACCAUCACCACCAACAACAAUUGACAACACACCAUCACCACCAACAACAAACAACAACAAGUGACAACACACCAUCACCACCAACAACAAACAACAACAAGUGACAACACACCAUCACCACCAACAACAAACAACAACACAUCACUACCAACAAAAACACCACAACAACCAACAAACAACAACAACACACAAUCCGCAACAACAACACACUACCACCAAUAACAGAAUGCAUAAACAACAACAACACAGCAACAACAACAAACGGCGCAUACACUAACGCAACAUACGAAAACAACACCAAAAAAGAAAUGCCAAAUCCAAAAAACACGAACACAAAACACCAACAACUCAAAAUACGAACCUUCCGGACUGCUGCUGGUUCCGCCGAACAUAUCGAGGUACAUUCUUUCUUCCAGCGACAUUUCACAUCUAAUCUGUGAUCUGUCAAACGGUCUUAAACUCUCUGAAAAAGAACAAUUUCGCUGAGUUAACCUUCCUGUUGAAAGCUCGAGGGUAGGGUAUUGUUACUUGAUGUGCCUGAAAACUCAUGUAAGUAGAGUUGUUGUUGCUUCUCUCCUGUGCUGCGAGGGUGUUUUUCAAGGUAUACUCCGCUUCUGUGGAAACUGACCAUUCCACCUUAGCUGUGGUCUUGGUUGUAUCGUAGCAGCCAGAGGCAACCAGGUCACGGUUGAGCUUCGUCUUGGGUCGGCACACCUGCAAGAAAAGAUGACCAGCCACCAAAAUUAUCAAAAUCUUAUCGAGUCUGUUCACCUGCGUAUUUGCUGGAAUUUUUCUUUGACCGUUUGUUGUUCGUUGCCUUCCUCGAGCUGUCUUCAUAUGGAACCUUUUCAAUUUCCAACCAUUUAUCUUCGUCAGCUUUCGAAUUGUCGCCAAGGGAAAACAAGUUUCCCAUUUUAAUCGCUCUGAAAUAAAAUUUCCGCUUCGUAAUAUUGCUUUUCGCACGCACACAAUUUUCACAAACCUUUUCGCACGAAAAGAGAAUUUGACUAUGAAGUUAAUUGAUUCUCUUGCGUAAUUUAAUUGCGGUGUCCGCGUCACAUGCGCGUGCGCGCGUAUUGUUAAAAAUUUCGAAUUAUGAGGCAACGCGUUUAGCAUUUUUUGCGACUUUUAGUUCGAUUUUCAUCUGAUGCAUGCGAACGAGUAGAUAGGUUAUGAAUGUCUUGAGUACCCAUGUAAAAAUGCACAAGUUGUUACAGGUCUGCAAACAAGGUGUUAUGCAAAUCUGUUCACAAGCUGUCGACAAGUUGUGUUCGCACUGCUUGUUUCCAGUUGUUGUAACAAGUUUGAAACAAGCUGUUAACACAAGUUGGUAACAAGCGUGAUAGCAUUAUCAGACUUGUUACAAGGUUGUUCUAACAAGGCUGAUACAGUCAUGAUAUAACAAGAAUGUUACAAGGUGAAGGUUGACGACACAAGGUCGUAACAAUAUUCUUAUAUCAUGUAACAAGUUUGGAACAAGCUGGUAACAAGUUGUAACAAGCGUGAUGGCAUUAUCAGACUUGUUUGUUCUAACAAGGCUGAUUUAUAUACAGUCAUGAUAUAACAAGAAUGUUACGAGGUUGUAACAAUACUCUUAUAUCAUUAUUGUAUCGUACUUGUUGGAACAACCCCUUGCAACAAAUCUGAUAAUAUCAACAAGGAUGUUACAAAUUAUCAACAGCUUGUUCCAAACUUGUUGACAACUUGACAAGCAGUGAAAACACAACUGGAACAAGUUCCUUGGCAAGGAAAAAUGGUCAAUUUUUUGCCGUGCACACGAGCAAACAAAACUUGUCAAGGAAAACUUGUCAAAAAAGCAGUCCUUUUCCUAAUUCUCUAUUUUUCAUUCAAGGGUGAAGCCUACAGUAUAUGGAAAUUAUCUGACCUCGCCUUUCAUCUCCAGAACUCGACAAUAUCAGUAUUUCUCUUUGGUGAAAAUCACAAAGAACAUUGGAAAACAGUCGAAGGAAGUGUUGUUGCUUUGCUUAAUCCCGCUGUACUUCCCCCAAGAGAGGUAUGUAGUGUGCUUGUAUUUUAUUUGUUCAUAUGUUUUUGAAGUUAUGAGCAAUUUUUUUCUUCGUUUCCUCUAGAGACAAUCGAGUGUUGUUGCUUUCAGUCUUGACAAUCCAAAAAAGUUAAUGAUGAUUGGAAUGUCUCAGGAUUUUGGAAUUUGUCACUCAGGAAGGAAAUCUGACGGGAAGCGAUGUUCUAACUUCAUCAACAAGUAUGUUGUUUUAAGAGCCUGGCCAGUGGACUCUAUAUGUUCAGAAUAUAUUCAAUGGCUGUCUAAAAUAUUCCGUUAACCAGGUUUUGACUUGGAGCUAUUGAUCUAACCAAUCGUACUAACGGCAAUUUUUUAUUUUGUUUUAGGGCUGAAGGCAAUUUUUGUCAAUAUCAUGUUCAACGCGAGUACUCGAAGAAACGGUCAAAAAGGAUGGAGUGUCAACAGGGGUAGGUCUUCGGCCCUCGGAAGUAAUUUUCAAAACUAAUGCGGUGAAUUUUGUACUUUUGCUGGGGAACGGAGUCUACAGAGACUUGUAACCGAUGAGACUUCAACGCACCAAAGGUGUUUAGUUGGAGCUAGGGUGACCCUAUCAGUAGGAUAAUUCUGCCAGUAGGGCUAAAGUAUCGAAGGAACUAGACUCAGUUCCGAAAUAUCACCAACUCGAACCGACUUGACCUUGUAGCUCAGUUGGUAGAGCAUUGGACUAGUAUCCCAAAGGUCUCGGGUUCGAUUCCAACCGUGGACAGGCAAACCUUUCAGCUAUCCCGGUGUGGAUGCAUACUCAGAGUAACACCACAAACAUCAUAUUCACCUGAGUACACAACACCAUAUGAAACUAGUUCUUUUGAUCCAUGAUUCUUUGAUUGCUACCGUCAAUACUGUACUCUUUCAUGCAUCUACCUGGCUCCCCUUAUAAACAAAGUCCUUUUGUCAUGAUUGAGCCAUGCAUAGUUGGAUGAGACCAGUGAACUCUAAGGGAACGAAGGUGUCAUUACAAGGGGAAGGUGUUAUUACAGUUCACUGGAUGUUCACUAGCUUGCAUGUUAACGGAACGCCUAUAGACAAGGGUAACCCAGGCUCUAAGUUUACCCUAUCUCCAUGUCAACAGACCUUUUCUUUGUUGUAGAUACGGAGCGCCAUCAAAACUUCCUGGCAGUAAUCUAAAGCAGAAAGUUGCGGGUGAAUCGUUCUUUUAUGGCGGGAAGAUUGUCUCAUCGUCUCCUGCUGCGCCACCUCGUAAAGAGAAAGUGACACUGAAGAGUCUGGAUGCGCCGAGUUCUGGAGGGAAAGAUUAUCUUAACGCUUGGAAAGAGAAACAAAGCGAAAAAAACACUUCAGG
Molecule: messenger RNA, 7177 nt
Organism: Paramuricea clavata
Lineage: Eukaryota; Metazoa; Cnidaria; Anthozoa; Malacalcyonacea; Plexauridae
Source: the annotation of a GenBank genome assembly